AUGGACGAGAAUAUACUUUUGCUUCCAAUCAAAGGUUGGUUCAAGUUGCUCUCUUCUAUACAGAGAUACCCCGAGGCCUUUAAGCUGUGCAUUGGAUGGAUUUUGUGGAAUACGGGCUAUAGCAACUUCCUCGGUCUCAUUUCAUCAUUGUUUCUUCAGGUGACUGGUUUCAGCAGCAGAGACGGUGUGUAUCAAAUCUGGUCUUUCACCAACGUGAUAUUUGCUGUCUUGGGUAGCUUGUCGUUUUUGUUUCUUUUCCCUCGUGCCAGAGUACCGCUGAAAAGCUGGCUUUACGUGUUUCUGGUAGUAAAUAUGGCUUGCGUGCUUUGGGGUUGUAUUGGUAUCAACGAUCACGUCACGAUUGGAUACAAACACCAAGCAGAGUUCUGGGUCGAACAGGCUCUAUUCAUGUCUACGAGUAGUGCACUACGGUCCUAUAACCGUGCAGUCUACUCCUCGCUUCUUCCAAAGGGGUCCGAAGCGCAGUUUUUUGGUCUUGAGAUCACACUGGACCUAGCAACCGGGUGGAUCAACCCACUGGUGCAAAGUGUCAUUCAAGACCAUACCCAUAACUUGCGAUUUCCCAUGAUUCCAAACUUAUUGCUUAUGCUAGUGGCUACUGUGUUUUACGUUUGGGUGGACAUUUCCAAAGGUAUUGAAGAUGCCAAAAGUCUUCUGGAUUAA
Molecule: messenger RNA, 684 nt
Organism: Talaromyces rugulosus
Lineage: Eukaryota; Fungi; Ascomycota; Eurotiomycetes; Eurotiales; Trichocomaceae
Exons: 1
Coding region: 1-684 (227 amino acids)
Biological process (GO): amino acid transmembrane export from vacuole
Source: RefSeq, a predicted model, not a curated record